This is a messenger RNA of Aspergillus steynii IBT 23096, 1029 nucleotides long. It is a transcript of the gene rrg9, whose product is annotated as mitochondrial ribosome assembly protein RRG9. The record is from RefSeq and is a predicted model, not a curated record. The transcript has a single exon. Bases 95 to 874 code for a protein of 259 amino acids. NCBI's taxonomy places the organism in Eukaryota, Fungi, Ascomycota, Eurotiomycetes, Eurotiales, Aspergillaceae. Gene Ontology annotation, cellular component: nucleus.
CGGGCGAUGCCUGCGACCGCGUCGAGAUUUUCCGGCGCCAUCACUUUCCAGUAUCAUGAUUCUCCCAUCAUAGAGCAUAAAUCUGCUUUCUUGAAUGACUGCCGGAAUCAUGUUUCUAUCAACUAUCCUUCGCAACGUUACUCGGUCCGAGCUCGCUGGCGAGCGCUAUGCCCUCUGCGACUGUCGAAAUUAUCUGACUCGGUACAGAGCCUUUCCCAACCACAGAUACCAGAAUGCGACGCAAUUCAGUACGCUCUCCGGGCAUCGCACGCCCGACGUCGAAGCAGAUCUCUCUUCACAGCAUAUUGUGAACUCAACUACGGAGAAACAUCGUCCAUCGCAUUCGAACAAGAAAGCGCAAGACCGGGCGCGGAAGCCGAAACCCAAAACCAACACAGCAGAGUCCUCGAACAGCGUGGACCCCAAGACCUCAAAGUCCUCUCGUACGAAGAAACGCUCAGAUGUGGGCCAGACACACUCACAGCCGAAACCGAAGAAGAAGCGGGAGCACUGGCAAAUUCAAAAAUCCGCUUUGCAAGAUAAAUUCAAGGAUGGAUGGAACCCAGUCAAGAAACUAUCGCCGGAUGCUCUUGACGGGAUUCGGCAUCUACAUUCUAUUGCCCCAGAAAAAUUCACCACCCCCGUUCUCGCAGAGCAGUUCGAGGUGUCGCCGGAAGCCAUUCGACGGAUUCUGAAGAGCAAAUGGCGAGCUACUGAGGCUGAGCUGGAGAGUCGACGUCAACGAUGGGAAAAACGACACGAUCGGAUCUGGAGUCAUCUGACCCAGCUGGGACUACGACCGAAAACGAAACGCACCGCCCCCUACGACGACGUCGGUAUACUGUACGAUAAGAGUGGCAGCGGUGACCGGUGACGAGGGUCUGCCGUGGAGGACAGACCUGUAGUGGAUGCACUACAGGGAAGGAGUCGAGGUCGUCGCAUUGUAUUUAUAGUCACCAUGUAUAUAAGUAUAAGUUCUCAUUACUACCCCUGUAUAAUAUCAGACAGAAGAAUUGGAGUUGUUCUUGG